Tribolium castaneum (red flour beetle) is the source of this 681-nucleotide messenger RNA. RefSeq lists its product as uncharacterized. The transcript has 4 exons. The record is from RefSeq and is a predicted model, not a curated record. Bases 57 to 554 code for a protein of 165 amino acids. Lineage: Eukaryota; Metazoa; Arthropoda; Insecta; Coleoptera; Tenebrionidae.
UAAGAAUAUACGAGUACUUUACAUGAACCUUUGCACGGAGCAAAAACUUGUGUGAAAUGAUUUUCAAUAAACGAUUUAUUCUGUGGACUUGCAUGGUUUUGAAUUUUCUGUUUUUGGGCGUGGCUGGGAUAUUUAUCGCAACUGCGACGAUUGACCUCAUGGGCCAAACCUCCCCGCUUUGGGUCCCGAUUUUGACAAAUAUUUUGGGAAUAAUCCUCUUGGCGAACUAUUUUUUGGGAUUUUUUGGCGCCAUGGAGAAGCGCUUGAACCUCCUAAGAGCAUAUGUUUUCAUAGUUUCAGCGGUCUCACUUGUCGAAUCAAUAUUCGGGAUAUUUCUCCUGUCUUAUAAGUUUGAAUCGCCCGUUAGGAACAUUUUAAUCGGUGGCGCUACAAAUAUUGGGCUUUUUAUGGUCGUUGUGUCCGUGCUUAAAGGAAUAGCGGCGAUUUUUUUCCACCACUUUCGGAGGUUUUACGCAACGAGUAAAAUCGAGUUUUUGGAAUCAAGCACCGAUUCGCAAACUUUAAUCAAGGAAGAUACAGAAAGUGUAAAUUAGAGAACGUCAGUCCAGGUAUUGUCCGUACCUCCGUCUUUGGUUCCUGAUUGCGUUGGCGAGACUUAGCGAGAGUGUAGCCCCAACAACCUGUAAAAAACUGAAAUAAAGUUUAAUUUUUCUCCCGAAA